Micropterus salmoides (largemouth bass) is the source of this 7238-nucleotide messenger RNA. RefSeq names its product neuropilin-2-like. Gene Ontology annotation, molecular function: vascular endothelial growth factor receptor activity; semaphorin receptor activity. NCBI's taxonomy places the organism in Eukaryota, Metazoa, Chordata, Actinopteri, Centrarchiformes, Centrarchidae. Gene Ontology annotation, biological process: axon guidance; vascular endothelial growth factor signaling pathway; angiogenesis. The record is from RefSeq and is a predicted model, not a curated record. The coding region runs from base 928 to 3747 and encodes 939 amino acids. Gene Ontology annotation, cellular component: membrane. The transcript is spliced from 18 exons.
GCUGCCACAAACCCGGCGGAGAUCGGAGGGGAAGGAGCGCACUGCCGGAGCUGCCGGGAGAGGGAACGAGAGAGAGAGAGACAUACUGAGCGUUGAGGAGAGAGAGAGAGAGAGGAAGGGAGCGGACAUAGAAGAGCGUGUUUCAGCGAGGAAACGCAGUUUGCAGGAGGAGAGAGGAGAGGCUGCACGUUUAUUUUCUCCCGAUCAGUUUUACGCACGCACGCCGGAGCUGCCUCAUCCAGGAGAUCUUGUGUUAUCUUUUGCGCAAGAACGAACCGUUAUCGGGACAGUAUGUUAAGAGGGAAAUCCAUGGGAUUUUGUUUCUUUUUUAAUAAUUUUACCAACUAGUUGCGCAAUUUGGGAAAGACAGCCAGAGCAAAAGAUUUGGGGGGUUUAUCGAAAGGAGGAGGAACCACUCUAGUUACUUUUUUCAGAUUUUGUCAAACUCAAUGGUUGCAUUUGUUCCUGGUGUUUUCAACCGGUGAUUUCCACUUUGUUUGAAAUUUAUGAUUUUGUCAACGACCGUGUCGGCAAGGUUUUAUUCCCACGCGCGUUUUUACUGACAGGGGGACACAGUGCAGCCGGCUGCGCUCACCGCAAUGGAUUGUGAGGCUUUAAAAUGUGUUUACAAUAGAAAUUGAUUUCAGAUCAAUUUGCGCAGUUGUUUUUUUUCCAAAAGAAGAAGCACACACUCACAAAGCUUGUACAAAUACUGUGCAAAUACUGUUCAACCAGCGCAAUAUAUUCUUGGAGAGCCCUGCGAACGCAACCCGACAUUUGUGGUGGAUUUGGGGCACUAUUUGUGUUGCGCUUCAAAUAAAUAAAGAACUGGAAAAGGGGACUUUGGACUCGAGCUUUGUGUCAGAUAUACUGAAUAAAACCACAGAGGAGGAGAAGAGGUGGUUUUCCACAUCCGAGGGGGAAAAGAUGGAUUUAUUCGUAUGGCUUUGUGGAUGUUUACUGGCCUUUAUUUUGCCUUCAGCAGUAAAAGCAGAGGAAGGAGCGUCUGAACCAUGCGGUGGCCAUUUAGAUGCCAGUGAUGCUGGCUACAUCACCACCCCCGGCUACCCGCUGGAGUACCCACCUCACCAGAACUGCCGCUGGACCAUCACAGCCCCCGAGCCUUCACAACGCAUCGUCCUCAACUUCAACCCGCACUUUGAGAUAGAGAAGCUGGACUGCAGGUAUGACUAUGUAGAGAUCCAUGAUGGGCCCUCAGAGACGGCUGACCUACUGGGGAAGCACUGCAGCAACAUCGCCCCUGCACCAAUCAUAUCGUCAGGGCCCUCGCUCCACAUCAAGUUCGUAUCGGACUACGCCCACCAGGGGGCGGGCUUCUCUCUGCGCUACGAAAUCUUCAAAACCGGUUCAGACUGUUCCCGUAACUUUACAAGUCCCUCGGGUCUCGUUGAGUCCCCGGGCUUCCCUGACAAAUACCCCCACAACCUGGAGUGCUCCUUCAUCAUCAUUGUCCCCCCCAGCAUGGAUGUCACCAUCACCUUCCUCACCUUUGACCUGGAGAACGACCCCCUGCCGGGCGGGGAGGGGGACUGCAAGUACGACUGGCUGGAAGUGUGGGACGGGCUCCCAGGAGUUGGCCCUCUGAUUGGUCGAUACUGCGGGACCAGGGUGCCUCCUGAGAUCCAAUCAUCUACUGGGAUUCUCUCUCUGUCUUUCCACACUGACAUGGCUGUGGCUAAAGAUGGCUUCUCAGCUCGAUAUAACAUGACCCACAAGGAAGUCAGUGAGACUUUCCACUGUAGUAAUGCAUUUGGUCUGGAGUCAGGAAAGAUCACGGAUGACCAGAUCACUGCUUCGUCCAGUUUCUACGAUGGACACUGGCUGCCACGUCAGGCCAGGCUUAAUUACAAUGACAACGGAUGGACACCCAACGAAGACAGCAACAGGGAGUACAUACAGGUGGACCUCCAUACUUUGAAGGUGCUUACAGGCAUCGCCACCCAGGGCGCCAUUUCGAAGGAAACUCAAAAGGCUUACCAUGUCACCACUUUCAAGCUGGAGGUCAGCACCAAUGGAGAGGACUGGAUGGUCUACAGACAUGGCAAGAAUCAUAAGGUUUUCCAUGCCAAUGCUGACGCUACGGAGGUGGUUCUCAAUCGGAUCCCUCAGCCAGUCCUGGCCCGCUUCGUGAGAAUCAAACCUCAGACGUGGAAAAACGGCAUUGCUCUGCGGUUCGAGCUUUACGGCUGUCAGAUUACAGAUGCCCCCUGCUCAGAGCUGCAAGGAAUGUUGUCUGGGCUGAUCCCCGACUCUCAGAUUUCUGCGUCGUCCAUGAGAGACAUCCACGGUUCCAUGGGGUCAGCCAGGCUGGUGGCCAGUCGGUCAGGCUGGUUUCCCAACCCGACACAGCCUGUAGCUGGAGAAGAGUGGCUACAGGCGGACCUUGGUGUGCCCAAGAUGGUGCGUGGCAUUAUUACCCAGGGUGCAAGAGGGCUGGAGGGCAGCACCAGUGCUGAGAACAGAGCGUUUGUCAGGAAGUACAAACUGGCCCACAGCUUGACCGGCAAAGACUGGACUUACAUCACUGACAGCAAGACUGGGUUUGCUAAGAUUUUCGAGGGGAAUGGCCACUACGAUACUCCAGAGGUGCGGAGGUUUGAUGAGAUAGUGGCCCAGUACAUCAGAGUCUUUCCGGAGAGGUGGUCGCCCGCUGGGAUCGGCAUGAGGAUGGAGGUCCUCGGCUGUGACCUGCCUGAAACCACCACUGUACCUGACACCAUGACCCCCACCCUGCCCAGACAAGAACAAACGACUGCUGCAAUGAGACCCGCCACCACUCCGUCCCUGUCGGCUGUAUGUGACUUUGAGCAGAGCUUGUGCGGCUGGUCGGCUGAUCCCCAGUCAGGUGUGAGCUGGUCCCUGCACACAGCCAGCAGCAGUUCAACUGGACACGGCACGCAUGGAACGAGGCAGGAUUUGGCGCUGGGAUCAGACAAUUUUUCGGGGAACUACCUCCACCUGGAUGCGGGUGCACACACCCAGCGCAAGCGAGCCCGGCUGCUGAGCCCUGAGGUGGGGCCGGAGCUAGGCCCGCUCUGCCUCCUCUUCUACUACCAGCUCCAGGGGGAGGCACAGGGGAGCCUGAGGGUCCUGCUGAAAGACAGUGACCAAGAGGAGACGCUGCUAUGGGCUUUAAAAGGAGACCAGGGGUCUCACUGGAGGGAGGGCCGCACUAUCCUGCCUCAAAGCCCCAAGGAGUAUCAGGUGGUGUUCGAGGGUUUUUUUGAUCACCCGACCAGAGGCCACAUCAGAAUAGAUAACAUCCACAUGAGCAACAGCAUGGAGCUGGAGCAGUGUACUCAGCCUUUCCCCGCCUUAACACCCGGCAUAACCAAUCCCAGGCCUAUGGAUUUCGGAAAGGAUCCUGUUUUCAACCACAAGCCCCCCAUCGAUGGAGAGUAUGUCUUCCCAGUGUGGCCGCCCUCCUUCUCCACCCCCUCCUCCUCUGAUGUGGACCCCCCUUCUGUCACCCUGGUGUCAGAGAAAGACAAGGACAACGCCUGGCUGUACACGCUGGACCCCAUCCUCCUCACCAUCAUCGUGAUGAGCUCUCUAGGCGUCCUGAUGGGCGCGGUUUGCGCGGGACUGCUCCUCUACUGCACAUGCUCUUACAGCGGGCUUUCCUCGCGCUCCUCCACAACGCUGGAGAACUACAACUUUGAGUUGUACGACGGGAUUAAGCAUAAAGUGAAGAUAAACCAGCAGAGGUGCUGCUCAGAGGCAUGAAGGGGAGGAGGAGGAGAACAAUGGGGAAAGAAACACGAUCCCCUGCAAAAGUGAUUUUGUUCUUGGUUUGGACAAAGACAACACAAAAAGGAAGCACUCUCUGUUAUUUCAAUCCCCAGUGUCCCCUGCCUAAUAUCCUGCUCUGAUGUCUAAAGGGGUAACAUUCAACACAGUUUCCCCACCUAUUUGCGUGCCAGUGGGAACACGUAACUGUGAUCUCCCCUACAUGCUAUGAGGCCUAAACUGGGUGAACACCUGACCCCAGUCUCCCCUACCUACAGUACCAUAUCUCCUCCGCCUGCAGGAGAGAGCCUGCUCGAUUCUAAAAGCCUGUGAAUGAAUGAAGGAAUGAAUAAAUGAAUAGGAAUGACAGAUCUACAAUAGAAUAUAAUCCACCAGCCACUGGAAUGAAGCUAGAACCGAGGUGGACUACAACACCCAUGACAAGCUGGACAUUUGGACGACAAAUGACAGCACAGUCUGAGGUGUCUGGUUGAAAUGUUGGUAAUGGGAUUCUUGAUGAAGAAGAGAAUUCCAUUAACACAUAUCCACGACUGGUACUUUGCUGAAGGGCAAUGUCAAAUUUGUCCUUAUUCGCUUGAAUUUGAAUGUGGCCAAGAGAGAUGGCAUGCAGAAAUGAAAAAGUUCCAGCUUCUGACUGUUUGUGAAGACUUCAGCACCAGUGGACCAUUUAAUGUGGGUACUUUUGACUGAAAUCAACACAUAUCAAGCGAAUGCCUAUCCCCCUAAAGAAAAUUUAAAUAUAUCAGACCACACAACUCAAAAGAAUCUAGAUUUCUAAGGGAGAAGAAGGAAAAGGACUUUCUUUUUGUUUGUUUCUGAAAGUUUUAGAUAUGAGUUCCGUGAGUUUCAAACGUCCAUUAAUCCGCCAUAUGGUGCUCGCUUGCUCCUUUGUCUGCCCUCGGUCUGCGCUUUGUGAAACCAGUGGCAUAGAAGAGUAAUGGUGACUGUUUUCGUUUUGUUUUAGACUUGUGUCUGUUUGGGGAAAAAAAAGGUAAAGAACAGUCAGCUUCAGUUCGUAGCCGCCCUGUAGAGCUCUUAUGCCAUUUUUAGACUUUCUUUAGCAUUGUGUUGGACUCCACGGUCUUAACUGUUACUUCAGUCCUUUUCUAUUUUGACACAUUUUCCAUUACAGAUUAUCAGUCUUUACAAAGAGUAGAGGAGAGUUAAAGGAUAAUGGAAGACAGAAAAUCAGAGGUUUAUCUAAAUCUAACAUGCUGUUAUGGAGUCGUGCUUUAGAUUCAGUAUUCUAGGGUUUGUCUUUGGUAUAUAUCUAUAUUUUUUUGCUUUUCAGACUGUAUGACGCCCAAAUGAUGGACAAACACUGUGUGAAGAAAAUGUCAGUGAUUGUUUUAUUGCAACCUAUGGAUUGCCAAAGAGCUGUGUAUGUGCACAGGGGGUCUAAACAAGUGUUAAAAGAGGCUGGGAGACCGGACCUAGAGUGAUAAAUCAUCCUCCCUCUUAUCCACCGCUCCUAGCGUCACCCCCUGAAUGAAGGACGCUCAGAACCGGAAGGAGAAGAAAUGACUAAAGGAGGAGAAUGGAAAUCGUACCGUUGACUUUCUUGGACACACAAUCGAGCCUUAAGCUAAUUACAGUAUACGCUGUAUCGGAGGACAGCCAUCGAGGAGGGCCAGUGCUGCUGGAAAGACUGAUGAACAGGAGGACACACACACACACACACACAGAAAGAUAGACAGACAUGAAGAAACAAAGAGAGAAAAGGGAAAAUAUGCUGGUUGUGUUUACAUGCAGGAGACGUAUCAUUAUCAUAACUGAAGUGAAGUUGCUGGACCUACAACAAUGUUCAUGUUGCAUGUGACAUUUUUUUCCAGCAUUAUGCAGCUUUUUCUCCCAGGAAUUGCAUUCACAUGCUACUACUUUGCUUCAGCUAAAUACAUUUUAGUGGAAACUUAAAGGUACCCUAUGGCGUUUUGAUGACUAGUAGCGCUAUGGAGCAAAGUGGGUUUCCAUUGAGUUUGUAUGUCUUGCGCGCCUUGCAAAAAGGAAGGAAAUGCAUUCAACACAUUAGUUGUUAGGCCUCCAAGAUGUAAAUAUAACUUUUUAUGUUUACAAGAAAACAUCACAGGGUACCUUUAAUGGCUCCCAGAAUACUUUAAAUUAACGUUUCAACAAAAAUGCUAAUGUUAAACAUAUCUGGAACUUUUUUUAUUUGUUUUUUUCUACAAUAUACAAUGCUGGCAACUAAAGCAUAAUUUGAGAUUGUAUGGUUAGACAACUAAUAGAGAUUUGCGAAAGUUUGCAAAAAGUUCAUAGUUCAUAGUCAUAGUUCAAGUACUAUGUACAUCUGGCUAUCCACCCGGAUCUGCAGUUAAAGAUGCUACUUUUUAGUUUGCUUACUGUUGAAGCUGUGGUCGGGAACAUUUGAUUUACUGUCAACAUAGUCAAUCAAAGUCUAUGAAAGAUUCAUAAGGAAUAAAAAAAGCUUCAUCUAAAUAAUUGAAGUAUGGUUAGUAGGCUGGUGAUUUUCUGCAUGUGAACGUAUCCUAUGAGAUAAACAAAAAGGCUGUAGGACAGGUGAAAGGUGAAAGGUGAGAAUGAGAGUGAGAGAGAGAGAGAGAGAGAGAGAGAGAGGCACAAUCACAACACAGAGAGAACAACAAACAAAGACAAGACAAAACAAAAGGCAGAUAAGGAGAGAAAGUCAGUGGCCCCGACAGAAAUGUUAGAAAAUGUAACUGGAGGACCAGACGCUGAUCUCUCCAUGUCCUCUGUGAAUUUUUUGUUUUUGUUAUUUUCUCAAUCUGUGAAAUAUCCGGGUCAAGUUGUUGCCCUCUGGGGGGUAAAUUGAAAUAGCAAAAGAGAGUAAGGAAAGUGGGGGGAGGGGGGGGGGAGUCAAACAUGUCUCUUCGUGUUCAAGGACAUGCAUGGAUGUAGCCAAGAGGCAUAUUGAGAUGAAAAAACGGGGAUUAUAAACAGGUGUUGAAAGAUGGUCUGAGAAGGGAGGGAUGUCCAUCUAACUGUGUUUUCAUUGGACUGUUUUCCAAGUGCCUUGGAGCUCUCUUGUUAUGUCUCUCCAUCUCUCUCUCUUUUUCUCUCCCCCCUGCUCUCUUACUCGGACUCUCUGUCUUUCUCUCUCACACAAACACUGACGCACAUGAAACAGUGAGUACAGUGUGAGACUUUGUGUGAAAAUGACUACAAAUGAACAUACAGUCAUAUAGGAACUCACACACCUAUUCUCUUUCUCUCUCUCUCUCUCUCGCUCUCUGUCUCUCUCCUGCUUGACUUUAAGUCUUUCCCUAUUAUUACCUCUUCUGUCUCGAUGGAUACACAUAUAUAUACACACUGACACACACUCACACACAGAUAAAUGCACACUCCAUAAAUACAUACACACACCUAUGGCACUGGCCAGAUAACUCAAACUGUUGUUUGUAGACUUUGUACAGAAAAAUUUCUUUUUUAAUGUUAUUAUUAUUAUUUAAUAAAGGCUAAAUAACACGUGA